This is a messenger RNA of Micropterus dolomieu (smallmouth bass), 2461 nucleotides long. It is a transcript of the gene rsph10b, whose product is annotated as radial spoke head 10 homolog B. NCBI's taxonomy places the organism in Eukaryota, Metazoa, Chordata, Actinopteri, Centrarchiformes, Centrarchidae. The record is from RefSeq and is a predicted model, not a curated record. The coding region runs from base 98 to 2314 and encodes 738 amino acids. The transcript has 18 exons.
UGUAAGCGUCCUUUGCCGUUACCAUGGAGCCGAUCCUAACUUGCACUAGAUUCGUGAACAGUGCAAAUUGACCCGGUGGAAAGAAAAGGACAAAACUAUGAUAGAAAACGAGGAAACGUGCGGAAACGCAGAGCUGCCGCAUACAGCGGAAGUAAGCGAAAAAAGAAAGUUAGUGAGCUGCUCCGCCGGUUUUAAGGAGACUUUAUCGGAUGAGGACCUCCAAGGCCGACUUGAGCAGCCCGACAAUGAUGGCUCUUAUGAACUCCCCACACUUUUUAGCUUAGUUGUACAGAGACAUGAAGGGGAAACCUGUGAGGGCCGGUUUCUUGUGGAAGGAGCUGCUUGUUUUGAAGGAGGACAUAUGUACAAGGGCAUGUUUUCCAAGGGACUUAUGAAUGGACAUGGUGUCUUUACAAGGGCAGGCGGAUUGAAAUAUGAGGGACAAUUUGUGCGCAACAUUCCCAUGGGCCAGGGCACCUACACCUGGCCGGAUGGUAGCUCCUAUCAGGGGGAAGUGUGCAAUGGUAUACGACAUGGGACUGGAACCUACAAAUGUGCAAAUGGUGUUUCAUACAGAGGCCAAUGGGAUCAGGGCAAAAGGCACGGAAAGGGUACAGUGUAUUAUAACCAGGAAAAGACCUCUUGGUACAAAGGCGAUUGGGUGAAGAACAACAGAGAGGGAUGGGGAGUGAGACGCUACCCGUCUGGUAACAUUUACUCUGGUGAGUGGAAGAACAACCUUAGACAUGGAAAGGGUACGAUGAGGUGGCUAAAACUGGGACAGAAGUAUGAUGGGAUGUGGCAGAAUGGACUCCAGCAUGGACAAGGCACACACGUCUGGCUCCUGAGGCGAGCGGAUAUGUCCCAGUAUUUCCAGAGCAAUCACUACAUAGGGGAUUUUGUUCAGGGUCAGAGGCACGGACAGGGAGCAUUUUACUACGCUGGUGGUGCGAUCUAUGAAGGAGAAUGGAGGAACAACAGAAAACAUGGGGAGGGAAAAUUCACUUUCAAGGAUGGGCAUGUUUUCAAAGGACAGUUUGUGGAUGAUCAGAUGAUGACAAACAACCUGAGUGGACGUAGAGCUCCUACUCCUCUGUGUGGUGCAUUUCCUCUGUCAGGUCGGGAAUCCUCUAUCUCAGCACCAGACGUGACUCUGAACAUUGAACAUCUUCUGGAUAAAAUCCCUGACAGAAAUCGUGAGACUGAGCGUAAACAGGUGGAUUUUGCAGUACUGGGGCAAUACUCAGAGCUGAGGUCUGUCUAUAGUUUCUACAGCAGGCUUGGAAAUGCCCCCUCCCCAGAUAACAUCUUCCUGCUGUCCCGCCUGCAGCUGUGGCGCCUCCUCAAAGACUGUAACAUCCACCAUCACCACAUCACUCUGACACAGAUAGACCAUUUUAUCAGAGAGGACGCCACUACAGCAGAGAUCCACUCUCCUUUCACUACACUGCUUCUUCGUAGGUUCCUCAGCUGUCUAGUGGUUUUGGCCUACCACAUCUACCAUAAUGACAUGGUGUCACAAACGAAUCUUCUGGCUACCUGCUUUUCCAAACUGAUGACAGACGACAUCCUUCCCAAUUCUAAGAAUGUAAAAGGCUUCCUGUUUAGGCAGCCAGACUGUUCAGUGGUGGUUGUGAACUACUUACAGAAGUGCUGGGAAGUCUAUCAGGCUUUCUGCAAAGUCAGGGCAUCCCCCAGAGAUGACCAGACCAUGACCUGCAGACAGCUGCUGUGGAUGUUCAAGGAUCUCCAUCUGCUGGAUAAUAAACUGACUGCAGCGAGAUUACUGAAGAUCAUCACAGCAGAGAGCCGCGACCCUAGCUGUCUCUCCUCCUGUGUGGAUCUGGAGAUAACGUUCCUGGAGUUUUUAGAGGUACUUGUGGGGUCUGCUGAGGUGAAGUGUCAGCCGGUUUCUGAAGGCCACAAGGAGGAGGGCCAGUUGCUGUCCAGCCCUGACGCUGAGGCCAGGAGGGACCUACCUGAGACAGGGAAAUCCCUUGACACAGCAGAAUCAUCUACUACUCAGGAUGUGGAUAGUCAACGAGAUGUAAAGACUAACAUCAAUGUGAAACCUCAGUCUGCAGUUUCGAGUCUUCUUCCAGGGCACACUCAAGAGCACAGAUGUGAAGGAAAGGGCACACAAGUCGGAGGAAAGGAGGCCAAAGAGCACAAAUCGGAGCUUUGGAUCCAGACGAUCCAUCACUUCUUCACCCACUUUUUCUUCCCGGCCUUUGAAUACAACCAGUUAGUGUCCAAAAACAUAAAGGAAGAAAAGCUCCACCAGGAGGCUCAGAGACCAUCACUGCCAGGUUGAAGGGGCAUCAGGAGGCUGGUGAAUGAUAAAGAUUCAGUAACGUGGGCUGCAGAGCCACCGGAUGAACACAGGAUGAAGCUAACUGUACCUGAACUUUCCAUGCAGUCAAAAAUGAAUAAAUAUACAUGCCUAGAGCUUUCAAAUACA